Molecule: messenger RNA, 438 nt
Organism: Talaromyces atroroseus
Lineage: Eukaryota; Fungi; Ascomycota; Eurotiomycetes; Eurotiales; Trichocomaceae
Exons: 1
Coding region: 1-438 (145 amino acids)
Source: RefSeq, a predicted model, not a curated record
AUGCCGUCUGAUCAAUGGAACGCGGUUCGAAAAGUCGAUCUCAAAUGGGCAUUCCCCGGCCAUUGGCUCCCGAGCAAGGACUCCGUGAAAUCGGUGUAUGUCUGGGCCGGUCGUCAGCAAUGGAUUGAGACAUGCAAUGCUAUUCUUCUGAUGAAGAACCUCGAAGAGUUCACACUGCAUCUAACGGGGAAUUGGUUCGGUGAGCCGAUCGAGAAAGUACCUGUUUUCCUCGAGCCCUUGCGAAACCUGCGUUUGAGAGAUCAUCCGCAGCGAAGGUGGAAAAUCUAUUUACCGCCACAGCCGUACUAUAAGAAGGAGACCACGAGGCUGAAUGAUUUGAUGAAGAGGGAGAAGAUUUAUUGUGAGAUACACGAGACUGAAACAUAUGUAAGAACGUUUGGCAAACAAACUUCUGGGCGGAGCAUGUCAGUCAGCUAA